Molecule: messenger RNA, 3471 nt
Organism: Glarea lozoyensis ATCC 20868
Lineage: Eukaryota; Fungi; Ascomycota; Leotiomycetes; Helotiales; Helotiaceae
Exons: 21
Coding region: 1-3471 (1156 amino acids)
Source: RefSeq, a predicted model, not a curated record
AUGAAGUUCAUUUCACUUAUCCUUGGAGUCUGCUCUGUUAUCCUGACCUCAAUUGCUACACCGAUCGUUGAAGUUGAUGGAUUGAGUGCUCGUAAAUCACCGCCGGGUGAGGUUCACUGUUGUAGCCCUACGUGGCGCCCAGAAUGGAAGCCAGCUAGACUACUUGCAUUCCAAUAUGUAGACUAUGACGACCCAAAAUCGUUGUCUUAUGAGGGCAAACCUCCACCUAUGAGAGAGCUCGAGCCUGGUACUUGUAUGUCCUCGUGGUCCUUCGAUCAUCCGUCGUCACAGAAGGAAAAUGGUUGUUGGGACGAAUCCAUUUUGGAGUUUUGUAAUGACAACCCUUACAAGAUUCUUGUAUCGAAGAGUGAUGUUUACCAGUUCUUGCGGCAAAUCAAGUUGGAGUGUGAAAUUACCCAUGAUAUGUAUUGUGGCCAGGUUUUCAAUUUCAAUCGGUUCAAUGUUGCAUUCAGAGCUUGUGAGGGCACUUCUGGAGACCCGGAUGACGACACACCUACUCCCGGAGACUCGAACGACACACCUGACCCGUCUCCAUUAGUUACAUCCUCCAGACUGUACACUGCAAAACCGACAGGAAUCCCCCAUCCCAUAGUCUCAGCAGGUAUCCCCGAACCUCCAGCCACAACGAGAGUAGUCACCAAGCCCACAGGCGUGAUAAUCAUCAAACGAGAUCCGCUUAAGAAAGAGGAUACUUUGGGAAAGCGUGUCACAGCUGGAACCCACUGCUGUGACUCCCAAUGGCGUCCCGAAUGGGAGCAUGGUUUCACGAAUCAAUUUGAUUCAGAUCUUAAAUCGAUCACAAAAUGGAGCGAAUUAUCUCCGGGAUGUCAACACGUCAGCUCAUGUGACUAUGGCACUAUAACCGAGCUCUGUAACGAUAAUCCUGAAAUGAUCAAAGUUGAUGGUGCAACUUUGAAGGGUUACAUGGAGGAAAUCAAGAAUAAAUGCUCGACCACAGGAAAUGGAAAACGAAAUACUGUGUGCGGACAGCAUAUUGAUUCUGACGGGGUCAACGUUAUCAUGAGAGGUUGCAUGAUUGGCACAGAAUUGCCCGUGAGAGACGAGAAGACAAUAGAGCAAGUCGAAGGUCCGGUUGAUAAGACGAAAGAAGAGGAUAACGAGUCCAAAAAGGACAAAGUACAUUGUUGUGGCCCUAACUGGCGUCCAGAAUGGCGCGGAGUAGAUCGAGCAACUUUUCGCAAAUCAUUAUCGUUUUGGCCAUUAACUAAAGACAAGGAAGCAGGCGAGUUGACCCUGUCUAUACCACCCGGAUGCAUAACUGGGGGCGGCGUACUAGAGUUCUGCAACGAUAACCACGAAAUCAUCAAACCUACUCAUGGUUAUCUGCAAGGCCUCGUGGGUGAUAUUGUUGAGAAUUGCAGGACUGGGACGCCUGGAAAAAACCAAGCCACGGAAUCGGAAACUAUUUGUGGACAACGUUUUGACCCCGGAGGGUUUAAUGUUGUCGUUAGAGACUUGAGUCCACAUGAAAAGCGAGAAGCGAAUUUAGUUGGAGCGGAGGACAUUAAUGUGAUUGUGAAGGAAAAGGAGAAACGUGACAAUAAUAAGGAACGGCCUCAAGACAUAGACCUCCAUUGCUGUAACCCCACAUGGCGCCCAGAAUGGCAGGGAGCAGAUUUAAAAUGGCUCCAUAUCACUAUGGAUUUAAUUAGGCGAUGGGCGACUGGCGAGAAAGACAAAGCCCCAAAAGUUCAGAUGACCCCGGGGUGUAUUAAACUUGCUGGAGUUGUAGAACUGUGUAAUGACGGCGAUGAACCUGUUGCUGUUUCUUCAGAUUCCAUAAUUGGGUAUCUAGAAGAAAUGGAGUAUCAUUGUGGUACUGGCAAGCUUGGAUUCUGGAAUGCACUAAAGGCGCAUACUGUUUGUGGACAGCGUUUUUUCCCUGGUAAUCCACGUCUAAACGUUGUAGUAAGAGAUAGAACAGCAAUGAAAAAAAGAGAAGUACACACCAUAGGUGCGAGAGAUGUCAGUUCGGCUACGGCAGGAAUCGAUAACAAUUUGGUGGUCCGUAAGGAUAAACCCCCCGAAAUCCAUUGCUGUGGUCCCAACUGGCGUCCAGAAUGGCUUGGAGCAGAUAAAGAAAAGCUUCAAGGUGGUUUGGAGGAAUUCAGGAAGAAUCAUGCUAAUGGCCGAACACUGGACAAAGACCCCGGAUGUGGUUAUUUUGGGCGCGUAAUAGAGUUAUGUAAUGAUGCGGCUCAACCAGUUAGUAUCAAUGGUACCGUCUUGUACAAUACUCUGAAAGCCAUUGAGGCUCGAUGCACUUCUGGUGGCCCAGGAAUAUGCUCAGAGGACAAGGUUGUGAGAGUCUGUGGACAGGUUACUUAUCCCGGAGGUAUAAACAUGAUGAUAAGAGAUGUGGGAAAGUCAAAGAGAGCAGUAGAAAUAGCGGGUGCAGAAGAUGUCAGUAUGAGCACGGUAGACAUGGAGAACAGCCUAGCUCUACGUGAGGAGGAUGAGGAGGACCUUCACUGUUGCAGCUGUGAUUACCGUCCGGAUUGGUACCAAGAAGCUAUGUCAAAGAAGCUGACAAAAGCUCUUGAUUUCACUAAAGCUGUGACUUUAUUCAAUCAAUUUUUCCCCGCUGAUGAUAGUAUAGUUCCGUUCUUCCCCCCAGGUAGUCAAUAUCCAAUUCCUUGUGAAGAGGGGGAGGGCGUGAUAGAACUUGUCAACGAAACCGAGGAGAUCAUUACCAUCGAGAAGCAAGUUGUUCAGCGUUACCUCCAUCGUGUCUAUGAAGACUGUGGAGGAAGAGGCGCCAAUCCUCUGAGAGCAAGGGAAAACCCGGAAAACAUGUUUAAUCACUAUGCCCCGUACGCGCCUCCCACUAAGCUUAACCGCCCUUGUGGCCAGAACCUCAAUUAUGGUGGCUGGAGCGUGGUUUUACGCGCUUGCGACGUAGAUGGACCACUUGAUCGGCGUUCCAACAUUCUUGAGAAUCCUAUCAUCUCAUUGGAAGGACCUAGUAGUGAGCCGACUGACAUUAUUUUGGCCCCCCGUGAAGUUGAUGUAGACUAUCGUUCAGACUGGAAGGAACAGAUGGGCCCCGGCCUCUAUUUCGACGAUGCUUUCGCAGAGUUCAACGCACUGUUACUAGCGGAUGACACUACAGCUACAAUCUACCCUGGAUGUGCAAAAUUUCCAAUAGACUGCAAAAGUGGCCAAAUAGAAGUCUGCAAUGAUACCCAUGAUAUCAUUAACGUGGAGAAACAUGUUAUCAUGAAUUACCUUCAAAGUGUUCACCAUGAAUGUGGAGAUGGGUACGCCCACACUGCUACGUGGGACGUCAAGAUUCCUCGAGAAGCUCAUAACUGGGAGUUCUCGGACUGGGGACCACAAGAGGUGCCUGCUGGUGGUUACCAGACAUGUGGACAGAGAUUCAAUUAUGGAGGUUGGAACGUGGUUAUGCGUGGCUGUGAUAAGAAGUGA